GGCCCACACACAUCGAAAAAUCUAAACCCAUUAACAAUAUGAAUCGUUAUUUUUGACAUCGUACAAAAACACAACACAAAAAUCGUGGGUUUAGUUAUCAAACCAUAAUUAUUCAUGCUGUGUGUUCAGUUUCACAUAACAAUCCGUAAACACAACCCGUUUAACACACGCUAAAAACCUUGGUCGUUCAAAAAAAAUUGGGGAAGAACAUGAAAUCCAAUUAAAACGUCUCUUUUUUAGUGUAUCGGCCUUUCCUUUCUUUUCAUUCAUGCUUGAUUUAUCCAAUUCUUCCAAGAAUCUAUCCAUAUUAUUCAGAUCAAGAACAAAUCAUAAACUUUUUCAUCAUCAAUCAAGAUGCAUAUCAAGUAACACCCCUGUUCCUACCCAUGAACAAAUUUCACACCUUAUAUUAGACCAAAAAUCACCAACUGAAGCUCUUCAAACUUUCAGAUGGGCAUCCAAACUCCCCCAUUUCACACACACCCAAUCCACCUACAGAGCUCUAGUCCACAAGCUCUGCACUUUUCGCCAUUUCGACACCGCCCACCAACUGCUCGACGAAAUGCCAACCUCAAUUGGGCUGCCACCAGACGAUGAUAUCUUUGUCACCAUUGUUCGCGGGUUAGGGAGAGCCCGAAUGAUUCGACAAGUGGUUAAAGUUCCCGACUUGGUUUCAAGAUUCAAGGUCACACCCACUGUGAAAAUCUACAACUCAAUUCUUGAUGUUCUUGUUAAAGAGGAUAUCGAUAUUGCGAGGGGCUUUUAUAGGAGGAAGAUGAUGGGUUGUGGUGUUAAAGGUGACAUGUACACUUAUGGUAUAUUGAUGAAGGGACUUUGUUUGACUAAUCGCAUAUCGGAUGGUUUUAAGCUUCUGCAAACUAUGAAGAAUAAAGGGGUGACCCCAAACACUGUUAUAUACAACACAUUGCUUCAUGCUCUUUGCAAAACUGGAAAACUUGGGAUCGGGAGGGCUAGGAGCUUGAUGAAUGAGAUGGUGGAACCAAACGACGUUACUUUCAAUAUUCUAAUAACCGCUUACUGUAAAGCGGAGAACAUAGUACAGGCGCUUGUGAUGUUAGAGAAAAGUUUCGAUCUUGAGUUUGUCCCCGAUGUCAUUACACUAACCAAAGUUAUCAAGGUUCUGUGUGACAAGGAUCGGGCCAUGGAAGCGGUGGAAGUUUUGGAACGGGUGGAGAAGAAAGGCGGUGAGAUUGAUGUGGUCGUGUAUAACACUCUAAUAAAAGGUUUUUGUAAGUUAAAGAAAGUGAAGGCUGCAGUUAGGUUCUUGAAGGAGAUGGAGAUGAAAGGGUGUCUUCCGAAUGCGGAGACUUAUAAUGUGUUGAUAUUUGGGUUCUGUGAGGUGGGUUUGUUAGAUUCGGCUCUUGAUAUGUUUGAUGAGAUGAAAACAGUUGGGAUCGCUUGGAAUUUGAUGACAUAUGAUACGUUGAUUGGUGGGUUGUGUUCUAGAGGGAGGAUAGAAGAUGGUUAUAAAAUCAUGGAAAUAAUGGUGGAAAAAGGUAACGUUCCUGACUAUGUAUUGUGGAAUUCUGUAGUUCAGUCACUUGCUAGAGAAUCAACUUGGUUAGGAAACGAAAAUUCGUGUAUUGUGGAUGAUAUGUUGGAAUGGAUUCUUGAAACCUAAUUGAAAAUCGGUCCUUGCAUGUUUA
Messenger RNA from Helianthus annuus (common sunflower), 1667 nucleotides. RefSeq names its product pentatricopeptide repeat-containing protein At2g17525, mitochondrial. Bases 269 to 1642 code for a protein of 457 amino acids. Lineage: Eukaryota; Viridiplantae; Streptophyta; Magnoliopsida; Asterales; Asteraceae. The transcript has a single exon. The record is from RefSeq and is a predicted model, not a curated record. Gene Ontology annotation, molecular function: protein binding.